This is a messenger RNA of Cylas formicarius (sweet potato weevil), 1575 nucleotides long. RefSeq names its product nucleic acid dioxygenase ALKBH1 (gene AlkB). Gene Ontology annotation, molecular function: oxidative RNA demethylase activity; ferrous iron binding; broad specificity oxidative DNA demethylase activity. The record is from RefSeq and is a predicted model, not a curated record. The transcript has 5 exons. Lineage: Eukaryota; Metazoa; Arthropoda; Insecta; Coleoptera; Brentidae. Gene Ontology annotation, biological process: oxidative RNA demethylation. The coding region runs from base 365 to 1330 and encodes 321 amino acids. Gene Ontology annotation, cellular component: cytoplasm; nucleus.
CCUUUUUCACACAAUCAUAAAGAUCAAAUACUUUUCACGAGACUCAAGUCAGCUGACAAAUUUUGACACUUCAUAAACGCAUGACUAAAAAUAAAGAAGUGCAAAUUUUUUAAGAGGAUAUGUUAAACCCACAUUAAAAUAUUUUUAUUAGCAACAAAAAGUCGGUGAGAAUAGGUACAUUUUAAAUCUUGGUGGAGAAUAGCCAACAAACAAAUGGUUCCUAAUAAAUGAUUUUAUCAAGGUUGACUUUAAGCUUAGGUUAAUAUAUAUGACAUUUUUGACAUUUAUUCUAUUUCUCGUUCCUAACCUCAAUUAGUUUGUUUUUUUGGUAUUAUUUUUUUUCUAAAAUAAUCCCAGGUUUAAUAUGUUUAAAGAUAGCUUCAAAUAUUACAAAUCAAAAAACCCAACUCCAGAUUUGACUAAGGUUUUAGACUUGAACAAAAUACCGCCUCUGGGCAAUAGUAAGUUUGGGAGAAUCAAUAUCCAAGAAGAAGCUUUAAAGACUUUUUUUGGGUUUAAACCCGUUAAAACUUGGGAAAUUUAUGAGAUUGUAGACAGACCAGGUCUACUUUUUAUUAAGAAUCCUUUUACAUCCAUGGGCCAGAGAUAUUGGACUGUCAGGUGUUUAAAUGAUUAUUCCAAAAAGCCUAACAAACUGAACAUAGACUCUAAAAUCAUACCUGAUAAUAAAGAUUGGUGGGAAAUGUGCCAAAAUAAUAAUAAUGUUCUUUUAUUAAAUAAAUUGAGAUGGGUGACUUUAGGUUACCAUCACAACUGGGAUACCAAAAUUUAUUCUGAAGAUAAAAAGGGGGAGUUUCCAAAAGAUCUAGCAGAAAUGGUCCACUUUGUAGCAGGUGUUCUGGGAUACACAAAUUUUGUAGCUGAGGCAGCCAUAGUAAAUUUUUAUCAUAUGGACUCCACAUUGUCUGGUCAUACUGAUCAUUCAGAACUCAAUUUAGAGGCCCCUUUAUUUUCCUUUAGUUUUGGACAGACUGCAAUAUUUUUGAUCGGUGGUAAAACUAAAGACGAAAUUGCUUUACCAAUAUUUUUACGCAGUGGAGAUAUUAUUGUUAUGAGCAAAGAGUCAAGGCUGUGCUAUCAUGGCGUUCCAAAAAUUUUACAAAUGGAUUCGAGGUUUUGGGAUGCACUUACUCAAAAUGAAGUAUGUUGCCCUGUAGAUUACAAAGACACCGUCAAAAUCUGCAAAAGUGAAGAACUUUGGAAACCAUUUGGUGACUACUUAACACAUUCACGUAUAAAUGUAAAUGUGAGGCAGGUUUUAAAAAGGGGCCAAAAGAGACUUAAUAGUGACGGGGACCAUGUUACUUAGUUUUCUUUACUUUUCUCAAAUUGGAAUGGCAACUGUAACGAAUGGAACGAAAUAGAGUGAAAAUGUUGUAUAUGUAUAAAUAAAUUUUGUAUCUUGAUCUUGUUUCGUUAAAUGUAUUUUUUUAUAUGAUAUAAAUGAACCUUUAAAAUGCAUGGUUAUAAAACGCAGGAAGCAGAGAAAAAUAUACAUCCAUUUCCAGAUUUUUAUUUUAAAUCUGUGAUAGUGUCCACCAAACUAUCCAUUCA